Messenger RNA from Drosophila rhopaloa, 2214 nucleotides. RefSeq names its product nucleoporin Gle1 (gene Gle1). The coding region runs from base 113 to 2104 and encodes 663 amino acids. Gene Ontology annotation, molecular function: phospholipid binding; translation initiation factor binding; inositol hexakisphosphate binding. NCBI's taxonomy places the organism in Eukaryota, Metazoa, Arthropoda, Insecta, Diptera, Drosophilidae. The record is from RefSeq and is a predicted model, not a curated record. Gene Ontology annotation, biological process: regulation of translational initiation; regulation of translational termination; poly(A)+ mRNA export from nucleus. Gene Ontology annotation, cellular component: cytoplasm; nuclear pore; nuclear pore cytoplasmic filaments. The transcript has 2 exons.
UCUCCACCCAUUCACAAUAACGGAAGUCAGAAACGGACGAGUUGGCAGCCCGACAUCAUAUUUUGGUUGACCGCCGCAAAGAAAGUAGUUUUUAUACUCAAAGUACGACAUAAUGAGCAUGAACGACUUAAUGCGCGCGCUGGACUGGUUAAAUGUGGAAUCGACUCUGCAACACGCGGCCCUGGCGUCCGAGACGUGCACAGGCAGAACUUUGGGCGAGGAUCGCGAACCCUUGUGGGUGGAGGGCAGAAAACAAAGUCCAAAAGCAACCGUAAUAAAGGAGGAACUCCCAGAUAUUAAGGAGGAGGCGCCCCAGCCGCCAGUAUCCGUCUUUGAGCCCAGUAUAUCCUGCUUUCCCGACGUACAGGCCAUCAACGCCAGCAUUGUGAGGCGAGAGCUUGCGGAGGAAGGCAAAAGGUGCGUUCGCCAACAGUUGAAGGCCCUCAAGGACAAACAGGAUGCACUGCGGCAGUCACGCAAAUCCUUGCAAAAGGAGGAGGAGCGCCAGCGAGACCAGUUGCAGCAAAGGGCGCUGCGGGAGCGCAACGAAAUCCUGCUAGUCCAGAAGGCCGACCAGAUGACCAAGGCCCAACUGGAGGACCAGCAUCGCGAGCAGUUGGCCCUGCGCCAACAGACUGACCAAAAGCUGCACAAACUGGCCCUGGAGGGCGUGUCCCGCUGCCAAAGGAGAUUUAACCAGAAGUACGAGGGUAUUGCCAGGAUACUUCUCUCGCUUGACAGAGAAACGGUCCAGGUGUGCUCCACCCAGAACACACAGCUCAAGGAGCUGGGCCAGAAGUUCGAACAGCUCGUCAGCACGGUGAAAAUGGGCAAGUGCGAGAUGCAGAGCCAGUUCCUGUGCUCCAUCCUUAAGGCGGAGGAGUGCUGCAAGAGCCUAGAUGCCUUGGAAAUGGACAUUAUAAAGCAGCUGGCCGAGUUCUCCGAGCAAAUCCAGCAGCAACUUAAGAUGGAGGCGGACAAGAAGCUGGAAGAGGAACGUCAGCGGCAGCUAGAGGAGGAAAAGCAGCGACAGGAGAAAGAGUUGUCGGAGGCCAAGGAGAAGCAGCAACUGGCCGAGGCUGCCAAGGCAGAAGCGGCCAAAGCUCCUGCUCCCCCGGAAAUAAAAAGCCAAGACGUGUCACCUGCCACCACUGCAGCCUCAUCUUGUGUCCACCCAGACCGACUGACGUUCUACAACGAAAUCAUUUCGCUGUAUCAGUCCAAAGUGGAUGCAGUAAAGCCGUUGCAAACGGAGGAGUCGCUGAAGCAGUACCGCACCGGCUGCCAGAGAGCCAUCAAUCUGCCCCUUAACGCCAUUUCAGCAGUCAGUCCGCAGCAUCUGGGCCAGAACUUUGACAAACUAUACAGCUUCUUUGCCGGGCAGCCUGUUAAAGUUAUGAAUGGCUCUACCAUUACCAUUAACGACCAUCCGCUCGCCCGAGACUAUUGCAUGCUUCUGAUGGCCAAGAAGUUUGUCAGUCAAUCGGAGACCGCCAUCUCCAGUAAUCCGCAGGCGGCGUUUCCCUUCGCCUCAGUUAUUAUCACUUUCUGGAAGCUGCUGCCCGACUUUGGCAAGGUCUUCCUGGCCUACAUGUACAAGGAGUCGCCCUUUUUGGUGCCCUAUGUAAUACCCCAACAGCAAGGACAGACCCCGGAGCAGUAUCUGAAGUCCAUAGGCUAUCGGCUGUCGGACAAAAACGAGCUGGAGAAGCCAGACAUUUACUUGAAACGACAGACGGGAGUCGCUCGCCUCUACGCAGCUGUGAUCAUCACCCAAGGACGCAAGGGAGCCGGGCCGGAACAGUGCUUCGAGCUGGAGGAGGGCUGGCUUUGGCUAUCCCAUAUGGUGAACGUAAAGCCGAUCCCCGACAUCAGUGCCACCAUGAUCAUGGAGAUGCUGCAGACCCUCGGCUACGAGCUGUUACGCAGCUACGGCAAGCAGUUUAUGAAGCUGCUGAUCUACAUUCAAAAUAUCUACAUGCCCCAGCUGGCGGCCUAUGACGAAGGCGGCCCGAAAACACGGCUGGAAAUGCUUCUGGCCAAGUUCCUUCGUGAACGUCAGAUCCCCCAGGCCAUCGGAGUUUUGCCGCCAGGCUUUUGGUAGUCUUACGACUUAGUAUAUUAAUAUUAAAUAAUUUAAAAAAAUUUUAAUUUAAGGAAUGUUCCUAGUAGUCAUCAGUUGGUUUAAAAUAUACUCAAUGAGACAAAGACAAC